CUGGAUCCCUGUCGUAUUUGCAAUGGGAUACAUAUUUCAAUCGCUGAGUAAUUCAUUUUAAAGGCAAUUGUUUGGAUUAUGCAGUGAACAAUAUAAAUAUAUUUAUAGAUUGUUUAUAGUAUAUUUUUAUUGAAAUGACAUAUGACAAUGUUUCUGCUGUAACUACACAUAUUCCAUAUAAUCUCUAAUGCCAUGUUAAAAAAAAUAAACAUGUUUGAUUUAGAGGAUUUAUUAAAAUCGUGAACGAUUAUGAUUCCCAUCUCUGUCGAAUAUCUAUAUUCCGAUAUCUGUUUGCGUUAGCUAGGUAGGUACCUGCAUGUAUUACUGAAAUUAUCGAUCUUACCUGAAUUACAUGAACACUGAAUUAAUACCGUACCUAGUACUGACAAUACAAGAAAACAAACUUAAAAUUUUCUACUAACAAGUAUUCAUAUUCAUUAAAGCUUAGAAAUUCCUACUAUAAAGUAUUAAAAUUUAUUUUUUAUUUUUUCGUGUGUGACAUUCGCAGUGGAUUAAAUCAAUUACUUCUUCUAUUGUUUCUUAAGAAUUUAUGUCGGCCAAGUUUUUAUUUGGGUGUGCAUGUGUAAAUAAUACCCCGGUAUAAGGUAAGAUAUUCUAUUAAAAUCAUGGACCCCUAAAGGCAUACAUGACAUUACAGUACACAGCAUUUUCAUUCCUCUAAAGCUGAAGAGUUCCAAAACAAAGAAGCUCAUAAGCUCUGACGUCUGGACUAUUUACAGAAUACUUGUGAUUUGUGAGUCGGAAUUAUAUCAGUGACGGAGAAAAUGACGAGUAAAUUAAUCGAGGCAAUUGAAUCCAACGAUAUUAAGGCCGUUCAGGCGUUGUUGAGAGACAGAGAAAACUGUAAACAGUAUGAUUUAAAUGAGGCUUUAUGUACGGCGUCCAGGAACGGUCAAUAUGAAAUAAUCCAGGAGCUUUUCCAGAGUCCUGGUAGAAGACCAUCUGUACAAUACGUAGAUGAGAACCAGAAGAGAGCCUUAGAGUACGCUGUUAUAUUCGGGGAUAUAAACGUCACUAAUCUUUUACUGAAAGCGGGGGCAUUCAUAAAUUGGUCUGAUGAUGACGGUUUUCAACCAUUACACUUUGCUGCCCAGUGCGGAAAUGUGGCCAUGAUUAGUUUCUUGAUAGAGAAGGGGGCCCAUGUUUAUUCAGCUAGAACUAAGAAUGAAGGGGUUACACCAUUCCAUGUGGCUGUGGAUUAUGGACACCUAGAUGCUGUUCAUGCAUUUAUUGAUUCAAAGACUGUGUCGGUUAAUAUGAAAACAAAACUUAAACAAGGUGGCCAAGCUCCUAUACAUCGAGCUGUUCAGAAGUCGCACUUAAAAAUUGUAGAGCUACUGAUUGAGAAAGGUGCCAGUAUUGAAACAAAAGAUUCUGAAGGCAGACAAGCUAUUCAUUACGCUGCACAAGCAGACGACCCAAACGUACUUGAAUACGUAAUUAAACAAGGUGCACAUAUAGACGUCACAGAAAAUUGUGGACGACGAGCUAUUCACUACGCAAUCUACAAUAAUCACGAGGAAAAUGUGAAAAUAUUGUUAAAAUACGGUGCAAAUAUAUGUUCAAUGGACGAAAAUGCUUACCUACCUUUAUACAGUGCUGUCAUGGUGGAGAAUCCAGAAAUUGUUAAGUGCUUACUGCUUUCUGGAGCAGAUCCAAAUGAAUGUAAUCGAAUUUCUCGCCAAGAUUAUGCUCUUUUGAUGGCAGUAUCACUUGGAAAUGUCGAAAUCGUUCAAAUUCUAUUGGAAGCUGGAUCGGACCCCAAUAUAGCAGGUACCAACGGGGCGACAGCACUUCACAAGUGUCAGAAACUCAAAAACAAAGAACGACGCGAUGCAAUAUUAUCCUUGUUGAUAAAGACAGGAGCUAAAAUGAAUGUAGCCGACAGAGAUGGGUACACUCCUCUUCAUAGCUGUGUUAUGCAGUCAGUGUUAGGAAACUUCAGUCUGUCCACCAUGGAGUUGCUUGUUCAAGCAGGGUCGCGUCUAGACUCAGACAAUCAGCCAACACGAGCAGAUCAAAGGGUACCCGCUUCACCGAAUUCCCCGCUCUGUUUCCUUGUGUGGCGUGGUUUUCUGGAGGCCGCGGAAUACCUCAUACAAUGUGGAUGGAAUAUAUCUCACGAAACUUGGAUGUUCCUUCCGGGAAAGACACCAGAACAGACAAGAUUUCAUCAACUGAUGCAAGAACUAAGUAUGUCUGUCAAACCUCUGACUAAUAUAUGUCGUCAAUGCAUACGACAACAUCUUCUAGAAUGUACCAAAGGAUCUGAAAUUUUAACGAGCAUUGAAACCCUGCCUUUACCAGCCUCUGUGAAGAGGUAUCUAUCGUUCCAGGAUCCGUGAGAUUGCUGGGAAGUUUAAUCAGCUAUGGAAAGGAAAUAUCAUGAUUUCAUAUUCACUGAAAAUCACUUUAUAGUAUUUGGUGUUAGAUAUAAUGCUUGUCAUUGCUUGUCAAGCAUCACGGCUAUGUAUCCAGACCCAUUGUUUAAUACCGAACAUACGGUAUUCCAGAGGCGACGAUGAAAGUCAUAUAAUGAUGAAUAGUGAUUAAUAGAAUAUUGUUAAUUGAUGUCUGUUGUCCGUGAUGUAAAUCUUAAUGUGCAAUAAGUACAAGUAUGUAGUGCAAACUAAAAGCUUAGUACUCCA
Molecule: messenger RNA, 2669 nt
Organism: Ostrea edulis (European flat oyster)
Lineage: Eukaryota; Metazoa; Mollusca; Bivalvia; Ostreida; Ostreidae
Product: ankyrin-1-like
Exons: 3
Coding region: 786-2366 (526 amino acids)
Biological process (GO): intracellular signal transduction
Molecular function (GO): protein binding
Source: RefSeq, a predicted model, not a curated record